AUGGGGACCUCUCCGCACGCCCAGGAACCGGGUCAAAGUCACCCAAGUGACCGAGCGGAUACUCGGCUUUCUGGCUUCCCUGCAUUUACAGAAAAUGAGGACUUGCCAAGUAUUAGCGACGACAGCGAUUUCGAUAGCGAUGAUACUAUCUCCGAGGGCGGUUCCCCGCCCCUGAGGGUAUUGGAGGCCGCACCGCUGAUCACUGAUCAUCGACGUUUUUCUUCCGCCGGCGAGGGAAGCGAAUAUGAUGCCGAAGGUAUUCUUGGGCAACCUGAGGAGGAAAAGCCUGUGACUUGGGGCUCGCUUCCUAAGAAGGGCCAGUUGGCUAUUCUGACUUUUGCACGGCUAUCGGAGCCUCUGACCCAGACCUCCUUGCAGGCGUACAUGUUCUAUCAGCUCAAGUCUUUCGACCCAUCGCUGCCGGACUCUAAAGUAUCUGCGCAGGCAGGCCUUCUCCAAGGUAGCUUUACAGCCGCGCAGUUCAUCACGGCGGUCUGGUGGGGCCGACUCGCAGAUGCCGACUGGAUGGGUCGGAAAAGAGUGCUUUUGAUCGGGUUGAUGGGCACUUGCCUAUCAUGUAUCGGCUUUGGGUUCUCUCGUAGCUUUGUGUCUGCCAUGAUCUUUCGGACGCUUGGUGGGGUGCUGAACAGCAACAUCGGAGUGAUGAGAACGUUGAUCGCAGAAAUCGUCUGUGAAAAGAAGUAUCAAUCCCGAGCAUUCUUGCUUUUACCGAUGUGCUUCAACAUUGGGGUGAUCAUUGGCCCGAUCCUAGGCGGUUCCUUGGCCGAUCCAGUCAACAGCUUCCCACAGAUAUUCGGUCCCGGGUCAUUGAUUGGAGGCAAAGAGGGCGUCUGGUGGAUGCAGCGCUGGCCAUAUGCGCUUCCCAACGUGCUUAGCGCAAUCUUUAUAUUCGCAUCAGUACUUGCAGUGUUCCUCGGACUCGAUGAGACACAUGAGACUGCACGCUACAAAAAGGACUGGGGCCGGAAACUUGGGAAGCGGCUCACAAGAGCCUUCAGGAGAAGACCAAGACACUACCGCCCUCUCACACGCUCUAGAGACGAUGAUUCUGUCUACCUAGACGGCAGUGUGGAAACCUGUUCUGCGCCAUCAAGUCCGACUCGACCGCGCGUGCAGCCCCGAGCACAUAAAAGGCCAGGAUUCCGCCAAAUCUGGACUCGUAACGUCCUCUUGACUCUGCUGGCUAAUUUCUUACUGGCUUUCCACACGAGUGCCUUCAAUUCCAUGACGUUCGUAUUCUUGCCUGCACCUCGUGCUCCUGAGGACUCUCGACAAGGUUUCUUCCACUUCGGAGGUGGGCUUGGUCUUCCUUCCUCACGGGUUGGUCUCGCAACUGCUAUCAUCGGGUUCAUUGGUCUGCCGCUCCAGAUUUUCUUGUAUCCGCAGAUACAGACCAAACUCGGGACUCUCACCUCGUUCCGCACUUUCCUUCCUUUCUCGCCUCUCUCUUACAUGCUGAUGCCUUUCCUGGUGAUUCUUCCGCGCAUCCCUUCGAUCGUCUGGCCAUGUUUCACUUUCGUUGUGAGCUUACAGGUCAUAUCUCGGACAUUUAUCCUACCAGCUGCUAUCAUUCUAGUCAACAACUGUGUGACUGAUGCAUCCGUUCUUGGUACAGUUCACGGUGUGGCGCAGAGUGUCUCCAGUGCAGGCCGCACCCUUGGUCCACUCCUCGGCGGAUGGGGUCUUGGACUGGGGCUCGAGUAUAACAUGAUCGGGGCUGUUUGGUGGGCGCUAGCUGCCCAAGCUUUAGUUGGGUGGGCUAUGCUGUGGAGUAUUUAUGAGGGCAAGGGCAUAGAGCAAAAGAAAGACGAGGAUGAGGAUUGA
Penicillium olsonii is the source of this 1845-nucleotide messenger RNA. NCBI's taxonomy places the organism in Eukaryota, Fungi, Ascomycota, Eurotiomycetes, Eurotiales, Aspergillaceae. The record is from the annotation of a GenBank genome assembly.